UCUGCAACUGGGGGGGGGGGGGGGGGAGACAGCCCGGUGCCAGUCACCCGAAUCGAGGAGCCCAUCCGACCCGCCGCCCUCAGCUAUGCCAAUUCCAACCCGAUGAACCCCUUCCUGAACGGCUUUCACCCUCCAAGCAGCCGAGGAGUCUACCCAAACCCCGAUCUGAUCUUCAGCGACCCCCCCAACCCCGUCCACCCGGUGCCCACCGCCCUGGCACCUCAUCCGCUACCCAACAGCCCGCACCCCAUCUUCACGUCCCAGCAGAGGGACCCCUCAACCUUCUACCCUUGGCUUAUCCACCGGUACCGCUACCUGGGCCACCGCUUCCAGGGCAAUGACACCAGUGCGGAGAGCUUCUUGCUGCACAAUGCUCUGGCCCGGAAACCCAAACGGAUCCGAACCGCCUUCUCCCCGUCCCAGCUCCUCCGGUUGGAGCACGCCUUCGAGAAGAACCAUUAUGUGGUGGGAGCGGAGAGGAAGCAGCUGGCCCACAGCCUCAGCCUGACCGAGACCCAGGUGAAGGUCUGGUUCCAGAACAGAAGGACGAAGUUCAAGCGACAGAAAUUGGAGGAGGAAGGCUCCGACUCUUCCCAGAAAAAGAAGGGGGCCCACCACAUUAAUCGCUGGAGGAUCGCCACCAAACAGGCCAGUCCGGAGGAGAUCGACGUCACAUCGGACGAUUAA
Staurois parvus is the source of this 687-nucleotide messenger RNA. Lineage: Eukaryota; Metazoa; Chordata; Amphibia; Anura; Ranidae. The record is from the annotation of a GenBank genome assembly.